AUGGGGUUGAAGUUUGCGAAGCAGGGGCCAGGAAAGGCUUUGAACACAGAUUUGUCUCAUGCUCAACUCUCAUUGAUUAAUUGUAUCACCAAGAGUAUUUAUAUUCGUAACUGGGUAUCCAAGCAUCGAAGGCGAAUGCUUGUUGCUGGUUAUGAUCUUGACAUGUCUUAUAUCACAGGUCGUAUAUUGGCAAUGUCAUUCCCUGCAGAGCGUGUGCGAGCAAUGUAUCGUAAUCCUCUCUGGCAGGUGAAAUCUGUACUGGACAUGCGGCAUGGGGAGCAUUACAAGAUUUAUAAUUUGUGUAUUGAGGAAGCUUAUGAUCCAUUACAUUUUCAUGGCCGUGUUGAGACAUAUCCUUUCGACGACAACCAUGUCCCACCUCUUGAAAUGAUGAAGCUCUUUUGUGAGAGUGUGGGUUCAUGGCUAUCAUCUGACCCAAGAAAUAUCGCAGUCGUACACUGCAUGGCAGGCAAAGGUCGAACAGGCUUAAUGGUAUGUGCCUACCUUGUUUACAGUGGCAUGACACCUGAGGAUGCUCUUCAGCUAUAUGCAAAUAAACGCACCACCAAUAAUCAAGGAGUCUCAAUACCAAGCCAACGUCGUUAUGUGGGAUACUGGGCAGAGGCACUUUCUUUUCCCAAGAGAGUUUAUGAUAGUCAUAGAGGUGAUGGUCAUACACCUCCUGAAGUGAUCUUGCCUCAAUCUCGUAUCAGAGAAUUGCGAAGAAUUCGACUUUAUGACAUGGUUAACACUGAAUCCGUUUUCUUUGUGGUCUCAGAGUUACAGGAGAUUCCAGGUCAGCUGUACCGUCCAUCUGUGGAAGUUGCCAAGAGUUGCCUACGACCAAUUAUCAAAGGAUAUCAGAGAAACAGCAGUCCUCAAUAUUACAUCUCCUUUACGGAAGGCAAUGAAGAAGAAGAGGAGGAUUUAAAACCCGCAGAAUCGCGCCUCAUUGUUCAAAUGGACACAGAGAGUCCUAUAAUCUACCAGAAGACCACUCUUGAUUAUUAUUUUGAUAAACCUAUACGAGUCAAGGGAGAUGUGCGUGUCAUAUUCUACCAGAAAAUGAUAGGAGGGCGUCUCUUCUAUGUCUGCUUCAACACAGCUUUCAUUAGGAAUGGCUUGCUGCAGUUCUCAACACGAGAUUUGGAUAAAGUUGGGACUAAAGGCAGAUCGAUAUGUGGCCCUGCCUUCUGCCUAGAGUUGCUCUUUGCUCCAGCUAAUUCAAACCAUUCAGGCACGCUAACCGAGGACGUUAAUGGUGGCGGCGGUGACGACAUUAGUAAUGACUGUCCUUGA
Populus nigra (black poplar) is the source of this 1299-nucleotide messenger RNA. Its product is annotated as phosphatidylinositol 3,4,5-trisphosphate 3-phosphatase and protein-tyrosine-phosphatase PTEN1. Gene Ontology annotation, biological process: phosphatidylinositol dephosphorylation. NCBI's taxonomy places the organism in Eukaryota, Viridiplantae, Streptophyta, Magnoliopsida, Malpighiales, Salicaceae. Gene Ontology annotation, molecular function: protein tyrosine phosphatase activity; phosphatidylinositol-3,4,5-trisphosphate 3-phosphatase activity. The transcript has 7 exons. Gene Ontology annotation, cellular component: cytosol. The coding region runs from base 1 to 1299 and encodes 432 amino acids. The record is from RefSeq and is a predicted model, not a curated record.